AUGAUCCCCGGGUUCCACCCUGGAUGCCGCCGCCUCUCUCCCGCUGAUGGCUACCUUGAAGCUGUGCAGCAAGACAACAGCUCUAUAAAUUGGUCACCUAUCGAAACUAUCACAGAGAAGGGAAUUCUCACAGAAGAUGGGAAGGAAGAAGAAUUCGACAUGAUUGUCUGCGCAACAGGUUUUGAUACGUCGUUCAUCCCCCUUUGGAAAUUGGUGGGACUCGACGGAGCAACACUGGACAAGCGAUGGGAAGUCAACCCCGAUGCAUUCUUCUCAGUUCAAGUCGACUCGAUGCCGAACUAUUUCAUGUACAAUGGACCCAAUGCAGUCAUCUCACAUGGUUCGAUUCUGACUCAAGUAUCCUGGACAAGCGACUACAUCCUCCGAUGGGCCAAGAAAAUCGCCGAACAAGAUAUCAAGUCCGUCGCGCCGAAAGCCAAGUCUGUGGCUGACUUCAAUGCUUACUCACAGGAGUUCCUCAAGCGAACUGUAUGGGGGAACCGAUGCCGAUCCUGGUACAAAAAUGGAAAGGAAAGUGGAAUUGUAACUGGUACUUAUGCUGGCUCGAUUCUACACUUCAAAGAUGUGUUGGAUAAUAUUGGUCAUGAACAUUUCGACAUUGUGUCGAGAAGCAGUAAUUCGUUCAAAUGGCUUGGAAAUGGACAGAGUUUGCACGAUCAGGAUGGAUUUGGAGAGUUGGCUUACUACAUGAAUGAGGACGAAAUAGCAUGUUCGUCCAUCGAUUAG
Messenger RNA from Cadophora gregata, 747 nucleotides. RefSeq lists its product as uncharacterized. The record is from RefSeq and is a predicted model, not a curated record. The transcript has a single exon. NCBI's taxonomy places the organism in Eukaryota, Fungi, Ascomycota, Leotiomycetes, Helotiales, Ploettnerulaceae. The coding region runs from base 1 to 747 and encodes 248 amino acids.